AUUGAUAGUGUGUACUAAAUAUAACCAGAUUGCAUUGAAAUCGAAAGUAUAAAAUGUAAGAGUUUUUAAGAAAAAGUGUAUUUUUUAGCUUUUGAUAAAUUUUUGUUUUCUGCAAAUCUAAAUAAGAUAAUGGCUGAAAACGCCUUCGCUAUUCAAGAUUUACCAACUGAAAAGGAAUACGUUAUUCCCGAUUUACCAGUGAACAAGGACUACCAUUUUUUUAUUAGUUACCACAACAGUGACACGGCUACAGUGCACACUUUAGUAGAAAUCCUAGAGAGAAAGGGAGUAAAGUGUUGUUAUUACGAACGUGAUUUUAUACCAGGAUCCACAUUAUUUGAAAAUAUACGAGAAAAAAUGAGCAACAGUGUGCACAUGCUGAUUAUUUUGUCAGAAGGUUUAGCAACCAAUCCAUAUAUUAAACACGAAAUUACUGAAGCUUUGCAUAGGCGAAUAAACGAUGGAUAUCCUAUAAUUCCGAUAAUGGUGGAGCCAUGCACUGUUCCAGCCGACCUGAAGAACAUUCGGUACAUCGAUGCAAAAGAUGUUGACGUCUCAGAGAUGCCUUCUUUGAUCAUUGAUGCUAUGGUCAAGAACAAAAUUAAAGCUGACUAUCAACGAACAACCGGAAGUGAAGUGUCGAUUGCUUUGACAAGAUACGCUGGAUUUCCGAGAUUUCUGUCCCUUUCAAGAUAUAAGCUGGAUAUUAAUGAGAACGUAAGGAGAAAUUUGCGGUACAGUCAGUUUGAUCUGACAAAUCAUGAACUUAAAGAAAUUGAAGAUAUCGUCAACAGUUCAUAUUUAGUGCAGUACUGGCACAUUUUUUCACACUUUGUUUUGGUUGCAUCUCUGCUGCUUUUCAUCGUCUUUAUGCUCUCCAUAUGUGUAUACUUGACCGUUAUGAUCACCAUCACCGGAUUAACGGAAGAUGACAGCAAGAGUACUCUUACAGCGUUGCAUGUCUCCAUAAGUGUUGUUAUACUCGCGAUCUUCGUGAGCUACUGUUUUUGCUGGAACAUUAACAACAAAAUGUCCAUAACUUCGAAGUACAGCAAGCUCGCCGCACAAUACAAGCUCUGGCAGCAGCUUGUACAUGCGUUGUCUCCUUUAAAUCAAGAGGCGAGAGAAAAAGGACGCAUCAUUCUCUUCAAUUUCACCAGUGCUGAAUUAAAGCUCAUACGCUACGACUUUGGGAUUUGUCAGGCUCAGUUUUUGAAACGAUGCGAACAGCAAGAUCGGCUAAGGGCAUGGAUGAGAAAUGGACAAUCUUUAAAGGACUAUACAGACCUGUUGUUUGACAAUUUUGUCAAGUCCGAACGAUGUAUACGUUUGACGGAGCCAUCUGCGACGACGAGACACACGCUUUCGAAUGGUGCGAAAUGUUUAUGCCUCCUGAUAGAAGAGGACCUUUCCUAAUCAGCCAUAUAAAAUACGGACCUAUGUGUUAUUGUUGUUGUUGUUGUUUCUUUAAUUUGUUGAAAUGUUUUUUUACAUUAAUGUAUCAUUAUGUUACAAAUGUGUUUAUGCCCCCGGAUCGAAUGAUCAGGAGUAUAUUUUUUUGGCCUCUCUGUCAUUGUAUGUGUCUGUGUGUGUGUGUGUCCCAAAACUUUAACCAAACUUUUACCUUGGUCAUAACAUUUGCAAUAUUGAUGAUAGCAACUUGAUAGUUGGCAUGCAUGUGUAUCUCAUGGAGCUGCACAUUUGGAGUGGUAAAAGGUCAAGGUCAUCCUUCAAGGUCAAAGGUAAAACAAAAAUCAAGACGGCGUAUUAGGGGGCAUUGUGUUUCUGACA
Messenger RNA from Dreissena polymorpha, 1791 nucleotides. RefSeq lists its product as uncharacterized. The transcript is spliced from 8 exons. Bases 130 to 1416 code for a protein of 428 amino acids. Lineage: Eukaryota; Metazoa; Mollusca; Bivalvia; Myida; Dreissenidae. The record is from RefSeq and is a predicted model, not a curated record. Gene Ontology annotation, biological process: signal transduction.